AUGGCAGACGUUCUUCACAGAGGAACACAGGUGCGUACCAGAACACCACAGUUACUUGUUUCGUAUAAACGCCUCUACAGCAAACGCUACGACACGCGCACACGCGUCGACAGGACGUUCCUCCGCGAGCAGGAGUGGCAGCGACAAAUCCACAAGCUCGUCGACGGAUACCUUGCUUGGAGUGCGGGAGAGCAGCCUCAGGAGGGGAAUGUGCAGCCGUGGGAUGUGGUACUCAUAAGCUUCGAUACCAAAGACAUCGGCAUUGUUACACCUGCAUCGGAGGAUGAGCUACCAAACGAAUCCCUGGUACGUCGUGGCUAUCUUGGCACGGCUCCAAUUCGACCAUCCAUUGCGAUUGCUUUCCGCACGUUGGAAGCUUACCGCCAGCUUCACCAUGCCUGUCCGCGCCUCAGCAGACAGGCACUAGUGCAGACGCUCUGCCAUCUACACAGGGUUCCGCUCAAUCGCACCCUAGUCAAUCAAUUCAGCAUCGCGUACGACCUCUACCUCGAGAUACUGCAUCACGUCGAUUCACGUGUUGACUCUGUACUCGGGCGCGAUGCCACUGACUGGCCGAUGCUGAACGCCUGCGCGUCCUGCUUGUAUAGGCUCCUGGACGAGCCGUCACUCAAAUACUCGAUUCUGGUGGCCAUGGAUGGCAAUCAGUCACUGAAGCUCGUUGACGACGUCUUCCGCGCAGGCAAGACAUUACGAGACGAUCACGUCGGCCUCUCACGACUCUGGUUGACGACGGAGGAAGUCAAUCGCUGGAAGGAUGAGGUUCCUCGCUCGGUAAAAGGUGACGAGAACUCACAGGUCGACGUCACCACUUGCGUGGAACGGUGGCGCAACGCGGGGCCUGAAUCUCGUAAGAAAAUGUUCGCGCUCUUUGCUGUUACUGGGGUCUUCGUCUGCGUAUGCCGACAUGGCCACCUCCUCGCCAUCUGCGAUAUGAUACGCUCUGGAGAACUGAUGAAAUACCCUCUGGCAAUCAUCGACAGAUUGAUGAAUGUGUACGGCAGUGACAUCCUAGUCGGAUACGACAUCGCGUGCGCGUUUGCACGUACCGUGGCCAACAGUUCGCUCGCACAACGCGCAAAGGAUAUGCGCCUCACAGGUAUUGUCCCAGCCUUCCACGGUCAUGGUCACAACCGGGGGUGCCAAGUUCACUGGCAUCCCCGAUACUUCAUCGGCGCAGGGAAAGAAGACUUCAAAGGCUGCGAGCGACUCUUCUCAGCAUCCAAUCACUUAGCAUCAGGCACCCGUCUCGCAUCCGCCUUCCAUCGCCAUCAGGCCAUUGUAGAAUUCUUCAGUCACUGGGAUGACUCGAAGCACGCAGAAUCGGGCAAUUUCAUAUACAAUAAUUACCGACAGGCGCUCGCCAUCCGCAAGGAGAGUGCCGAGGCGCUCGAAGUUCUCUGCUCGAAGCUACAUGUCACGACCCUGGACCUUGAACACUUUCUCGACGAGGAGCGAGAGUACCUGCGCAGUCGCAAGAAAGAACCGCCGGAGGUCUCGCGCAAGGCCGAUUACAUGGCGGCCUUGAAGCGUCUGGAAGCGGCAGGAGCAAGAGGCGGCGAAGGAAGACUUCUACAUACGCGUCAGUAUCAACUCGUGGACGAUGAGUGCCAGGCGUUUGAAGAUGAGCUCGAGCUCGAACACCGUUGGGUCACCGGUUCGCCUGAGUAUGCACAGGCCGAAGAGGAUCUCGCUAUGCGCAAUUAUCACUUAGCCGUCGACAACCUUGAGCGGCUCAUCGUUCAACGCUUGUUCGAGCUGACAAAGUUAGGAAUGAGCGGUGUAGGUUACAAACUUCGCGAGAAGAUCAGCAAAGGGCUUAAGGCGCGUGCAGAAGCGAUCAAGAAGGCACUGACGCGGUACAACAAGCACGCAGCUGCGCUGGUUCCGCCGCGGCCUUCGCUGUCGUGGGACGAAGUUCUCGAGAUGGUGUCCCUUGCUGAAUUCGACCUUCUUCGCGAUGCACGGACCGACAUUCGCAAAGAACCGUGGGCUGAUCGCAAGAACCGUGAAGCGAUGAACAUACUGUUUGACAUGAAGCGCGCAGAAGAGGAGAUCGAGCGGUUGAACGUCGAGAUACCUCGACUGUUGACUUUCAUGCACGACGAUCAUAUUGAUGAACAAGGAGUGUGGUGGCUAGCCUGAGGCAAGGCUACAAAAGAAUACUACAGGAGCACAAAGAGCACUGUAGUAAAGGAGGACUUACAACAGAUCUCUUAAGAGCUGAGAGGGAAGACUCAGAGGCGUUAA
Molecule: messenger RNA, 2268 nt
Organism: Rhodofomes roseus
Lineage: Eukaryota; Fungi; Basidiomycota; Agaricomycetes; Polyporales; Fomitopsidaceae
Exons: 9
Coding region: 1-2163 (720 amino acids)
Source: RefSeq, a predicted model, not a curated record